Messenger RNA from Candidula unifasciata, 1156 nucleotides. The record is from the annotation of a GenBank genome assembly. Lineage: Eukaryota; Metazoa; Mollusca; Gastropoda; Stylommatophora; Geomitridae.
UGCCGACGACAGACUGAGGGAGCAGCGCAACGCUCUGGUUGUCGUGGAAUCGGACGGCCAUGUUCUGUGGAUGCCCCAAGCCAUCCUCAGAAGUUCGUGUGCCUUUGACACCCUGUACUUCCCCCUGGAUGAGCAGAUCUGCAUUCUCAAGUUCGGAUCCUGGACGUACAAUGGAUUUCAACUUGAUAUCCACUUUAAAUCAGAUCGGAAGAUGUUCGAGAUGGGAUCCUACAUCAAGAACCACGAGUGGGAGAUCAUAGAGAACUCAGGUCAUCGAAACAUCAAGAAGUACACCUGUUGCCCGGAGCCUUAUCCAGACCUGAAGUUUGUGCUGCGCCUCAGACGCCGUGUUGCCUUCUACACGCUGAUUCUCAUCAUGCCUUGUGCUUUAUUGUCACUGCUGACCAUGGUCAUCUUCUGGGUGCCUCCAGAGUCUCCUGCCAAGCUUACUCUGGGCAUGAACAUCUUUCUGGCAUUUUUCGUGUUGCUGUUACUAUUGGCUGACUCCACACCCAAGGCUGCAGUCACCAUACCGUUGAUAGGUGCAUACUUCUGUCUGAACAUGAUCAUGAUCACGAUGUCGGAAAUCCUGGCUUGUGUGGUGGCCAACAUGCAUUUCCGGGGCGUCAGGAUCAACAGGGUGCCUCAGUGUUUGAGACUGUUUAUGAUUGGGUUUAUGGCCCGAGUAUUGAGGAUACAAGACAAGAUUCUGGAGUCGGACAGUCCACCUAUUGUCAGCAGUCAUCCCAAAAAGAGGUGGACAGUCGGUCGGGUUCGGCUGCUGGACAACGGAGUGGACAAGCGAGACUGCCUGGACAGUGAAUGUCGGAGUUGUGGAGACACCAGAGGUGGACGGUAUACCCAGGCGUUCCAGUUUCCUCCGAUAGGAGACGAGUUUUUAGCGCACAGCCAGGCCAACUUGCAGAUAACAGAAGAACUGAGGUCCAUUCGGCAUUUGUUAGAGAAGGUGAGAGACAAGAAAGCAAAGACAGAGGAGAGAGAGAAAAUGGCUCGCGAGUGGAGGGUCGUUGCUAUAGUCACGGACAGAAUCAUAUUUAUUGUCUAUCUUAUUAUAAAUCUGAUGGGACUUCUCAUUAUCUUCAUCUGGCAGAUUUUCCGAGACGAGAUCAUUGUCAAAGGUUUCAAUGAUAUGUGA